AUGGUUCUUCCCAUCGUUGGAGUAGGGGGGCUAGGCAAGACCACCCUAGCGCAGCUCAUUUACAAUGAACCUGAAAUUCAGAAGCAUUUCGAGUUGUUGAUAUGGGUCUGUGUCUCUGAUAGCUUUGAAGUGGAAUCCCUGGCUAGAAGUAUCCUUGAAUUUCUUCCUCAAAAAAGUACAGUUGACUCAGGCUCCAAGAAAAGCCCACUGGAUAGGCUUCGAGAUGGACUAAGCGGGUGUAGCUAUCUCCUUGUAUUGGAUGACGUCUGGAACCGAGAGAGCGAUAAGUGGGAAAAGCUCAAGGCCCACCUUACACAUGGUGCCAAGGGUAGUGUGGUUCUGACAACUACUCGAGAUGGCGGUGUCGCAAAAAUAAUGGGUUCAGUGAAACCCUACGAUCUCGCAGAGUUGGAGGAUGACUACAUAAAGGAAAUUAUCGAGACGAGAGCAUUCGGUUUGCAGAAGGAAGAAAACAGGCCUACCGAACUAGUGAAAAUGGUUGGUGAUAUUGUGAAGAGAUGUCGUGGCUCUCCAUUGGCCGCAACAGCACUGGGCUCUGUGCUGCGUACAAAGAGCAGCGAAGAAGAAUGGAAGGCUAUAGCAAUCAGAAGCAACAUUUGCACCGAGGAGUCUGGAAUAUUACCAAUACUCAAGCUCAGCUAUAAUGACUUGUCAUCGCAGAUGAAGCAGUGCUUUUCUUUCUGUGCUGUGUUUCCCAAGGAUUAUGAAAUUGAUGUGGACAAGCUGAUCCAACUAUGGAUUGCACACGGGUUUAUUCAGGAACAAAACAAAGUCCGUCCUGAGACAAUUGGCCAAAGGAUUUUCAGUGAGAUGGCCUCAAGGUCAUUCUUUGUGGAUGUGAAGCAAGUCCGAGUCUUAUUCAAUGAGCGCUGGAGGAGGGGUAAUUAUUCCAAACAUACAUGCAAAAUCCACGAUCUGAUGCAUGAUGUUGCACUAUCUACAAUGGGAAAAGAUUGUGCUCUUGCACCUGAGAAACUAGGUCAGAUAGAGUGGCUUCCAGAUACAGCUCGCCACUUACUUCUGUCUUGUGAAGAACCAGAGAUCAUUUUGAAUGAAUCUCUAGCAAAAAUAUCUCCAGCAAUCCAGACACUUAUGUGUGAUAGGAUAAUGAAACAUCCAUUACGGCAUAUAUCAAAAUACAGCUCUUUGAAGGCAUUACAGCUCCGUACAUGGAGCAGGUCAUUCCCCUUGAAAUCAAAGCAUCUGCAUCACCUAAGGUAUCUUGAUCUCUCAAGUAGUUGCAUCAAAGCACUUCCUGAAGAUAUAAGCAUUCUAUAUAACCUGCAAACAUUGAACAUCUCUCACUGCGGGAGUCUUCGUCGGCUUCCAAGACAAAUGAAGCAUAUGACUGCCCUUCGUCAUCUCUACACUCAUAAUUGUCCAGGGAUGAGGAACAUGCCUGGUGAUCUCCGAAAACUCAUGUCAUUACAGACACUUACAUGUUUUGUAGCAGGUCCUAUUGGCUCUAAGUGCAGUGUUGUUGCAGAAUUGCAACAGUUAAACCUUGGUGGUGAGCUACAGCUACAUCAACUAGAGAAUGUGACAGAAGAAGAUGCAAAAUCUGCAAAUCUCAAAAACAAGAAGGAACUUCGAGAAUUGUCAUUAAAAUGGACUGUUGGUGGUAGUGAUGAUGCAAGGGUGCUCGAGGGUCUCAAACCUCAUGAUGGGCUGCAGGCUAUAAUGAUAGAAUCCUACGGAGGAACCACCUUUCCAACAUGGAUGGCUAUCUUGCUAAAUAUGGUUGAGAUCCAUCUUUCCGACUGUAAAAAACUUCAAUGGUUAUUCAGUUGUGGUACAUCCUUCACUUUUCCAAAUCUGAAGGUGUUUACACUACGAGGUCUGGAAUGUUUGGAACAAUUGUGGCAAAUAACAAAUGAGGAACAAGAUGAAGAGAUAAUAUUUCCUCAGCUUGAGAAGUUGUGUGUUAUAGGUUGUCCAAAGCUUACAAUGAAAGAUAAAGCACCAAAGCUGACUGAGUUAGACUUCAAGGGAGUUGAGGAAGAGAUAUUCCUGUGGGUAGCUAGAUAUAUGACUUCACUGAUCAAUCUGAAACUGAAGAACCUUGAAGGCACGGAAACAACCUCUACGGCGGUUGAUCAUAGUUUGAAACAAGUGAUGGACGUCAUGGAAAAAGAGAAUCAUCAUGAUUUCCCUCUGGCAGAUAUGAAGUUAAAUGGCUUGAAGUCAGGUGUAACUGAGCUAUGUGCAUGUUUUAAACAGCUUCAACACUUGCGUAUUGAUGAUUGUACUGCACUUGUCUACUGGCCAGAGAAAGAGUUCCAGAGCUUGGUAUCCUUGAGGAGUCUAGAGAUUUGGUACUGUAAACAGCUGGUUGGAUGUGUAGAUGCUCCUGCAGCUGAGCCAUCAACAGUUUCAAAACCCUCGAGUCAGCCCCUGCCACAUCUCGAGUCUCUCUUUAUAUGGGGUUGUGAAAGGAUGGUAGAGGUCUUCAAACUCCCUGCAUCCAUGAGGAAAAUGACAAUUGAGAAUUGCAGUAACCUCAAGUCCAUAUUCAGCAGGAGUCUUCAGCAGCAGGGAGAGUCAGCAUCAUCGAUUCUUCAAGGGUCACCUAUACAUUCAGAGGUGUUAUCAUCAUCAGCCAUAGCCAGGGUGGAACAUUUUCCCUGUCCAUGUUUAGAAGAUAUAGUCAUACACACGUGUGACAGCUUAACAGGGGUCCUCGAUCUUCCCCCAUCCCUCAAGAGAAUUGCAGUUUCUCGGUGCUGUGAGUUGAGAUCAGUGGAAUCUCACUCGGGAGAGUUCCCAUCAUUGGAGAGGCUUUACAUUGAAAAUUGCAAAACCCUGUCAUCCCUGCCGGAUGGGCCACAAUCAUACACAUCUCUCCGGUGCCUUGAGAUUGGAAACUGUCCUGGUAUAAAGAGGCUCCCUGCAGGCCUGCAGGAGCGUCUAAGCAGCCUCGAGGAGAAACAUCUAGAUGCCCGCUAUCAAGAGCCUACUCUACUGAAGCCCAAGACAUGGAGAAAUGCCUUCCGCAGAGAUUAG
Molecule: messenger RNA, 3024 nt
Organism: Triticum turgidum subsp. durum (durum wheat)
Lineage: Eukaryota; Viridiplantae; Streptophyta; Magnoliopsida; Poales; Poaceae
Source: the annotation of a GenBank genome assembly